UUCCAGCUGUCGUGUGGUUACUGACUUUUACAGUAUAUAGGAUUUAUUGGAAUAGUUUUAGGAUUUGAAGCGUAAAAAGUGUUUGUUACUAUAUCGUCUUGAAUUUAAUAACUUUUUGUGAUUGCUCAGUGUUUGCUUUUACCUCUUUCACUCCUUUUUAAUGAACGUCUCAGUGCGAUGAAGACGAGAGAUUGACGAUGAUGAAAUUCUAAGAGUUUCCGAAGACUCUUGAUCAGUAUGCUCAAACUCAGACUGUGAUACGCAAUAAUUCUAUUUCAAUAACUAAAAUGAAUCGAAAUGAAGUUCAGCAGUACUUCCAUGGCUUACUUGAAAAAGAGAAACACAUGUCAGCAGGAAUUGCCGCUAUCAAAACCUUACUUAAAUUAUUAGAGCACGAUAAGUCGGAAACAGUGCAAGGCCUUGAUUCUAAUUUACAAGCUGCAAUUGAUGUAAUGCGCAGUUUUGACAUGCCAGUCUCAGCAGUAGCAUCAGGCUGCGCACUCUUCCUUCGAUUUAUCACACUUGCCAAACUUGACUUUACGACCAAUUUUGAGGAGUGCAAAGACAUCAUGUUACAUCGCGGUGAGGUAUUCUUGAAGAAGCUCCUGCAAGCCAGAGGCAAAGUUGCUAAACAAGCCUGUGCCUUUAUUUAUGAUGGUUCGAUUGUCCUUACACAUUCAAAUUCUCGAGCAGUGUUGCAGACCAUGAUAGAAGCAGCUAGAGCUAAUAAGCGUUUCGAAGUUUACGUCACAGUUUCAUCCAUCGACAAUACUGGAGAAGAAAUGCGAUUGGCCCUGGAAAAAGAGAAUGUGCAGUGUACUUUAAUAUUGGACUCAGCUGUAGGAUACGUGAUGGAGAGUGUUGACAUGGUGAUGGUCGGUGCUGAAAGUGUCGUCGAAAGUGGAGGAAUUAUCAAUAAAAUUGGAAGUUUCACCAUGGCUGUAUGUGCUCAAGCAAUGAAAAAACCAUUUUAUGUUCUAACUGAAAGUUUCAAAUUUUCCCGGCUGUACCCUUUGAAUCAGAGAGAUCUUCCUAAUGAAUUUAAGUAUCUGUCCAGUAAAUUGACCACAGACUUGAAAAAGGAGCAUCCGUUCGUUGAUUAUACUCCUCCGUCUUAUAUCACGUUAUUAUUCACGGAUUUGGGUAUACUUACUCCUUCUGCAGUAUCAGAUGAACUCAUCAAGUUGUAUUUAUAGUGUGAAAAAGUUUGUUCCUAGGUUUUGUAAAAAUGUUUAAGUUAACAAGUAAAUUUAAAUGGUUUUUCAGUUUAAA
Messenger RNA from Bemisia tabaci, 1272 nucleotides. RefSeq names its product eukaryotic translation initiation factor 2B subunit alpha (gene eIF2Balpha). Gene Ontology annotation, biological process: translational initiation. The record is from RefSeq and is a predicted model, not a curated record. Lineage: Eukaryota; Metazoa; Arthropoda; Insecta; Hemiptera; Aleyrodidae. Gene Ontology annotation, cellular component: eukaryotic translation initiation factor 2B complex. Gene Ontology annotation, molecular function: guanyl-nucleotide exchange factor activity; translation initiation factor activity.